AAGUAACUCCCUUUCAUGUCCACACAAAUUUCUCACUAAAUCAGUUCAAAAAAUGGUUCCAACUACAUUCUCUACUUCCCAAGAAUCACCAUGGCAACAGCUUCAGCUGUUCCAAAGACUUUACCUUCAUUUCUUCCCAAUCUCCCUUACCCAAGAACAGGAACUCUCUCUCAAAUAAAGUUGAAAUCCUUACAAACCCCACAUAGAGUCCUUUCUCAGCAGCCCCAUUUGAGCUCUAAUGGAGUUCAAAUCAUCCCUACCAAGAGAAAUGAAAUGGGUGUUAAGAGAACUCACGCUAGUAGAAGAUUUCUUCUAGUCAGGUCCAUGGGAUCAGAUAGUAGUAUUACCUCCACAGGGUUAUCAAACAAGGUGGUGGGAGUAUUGCAUUUAGUAGUUUCACUUGGAAUCAUACUGGCCAUGGAUAAGUUGUUAAAGAAAGCAUUUGUGGCUGCUGCUAUUAAGUUCCCAAGUGCUUUAUUUGGAAUGUUUUGCACAUUUACUGUGUUAAUGGCUCUUGACUCUGUUGUUCCUAAGGCUGCAGCAGGAUUGAUGAACUUCUUUGAGCCUGCACUUUUGUUUAUCCAGAGAUGGCUCCCAUUGUUUUAUGUACCUUCGUUGGUUGUUCUCCCUCUUGCUGUCAAGGAUAUUCCUGCAGCUUCUGGGGCCAAGAUUUGUUUCAUUCUAGUUGGAGGCUGGUUGGCUUCACUUUGUGUUGCGGGUUUCACAGCUAUAGCUGUGAGGAAAAUGGUAAAGACCGAGAUGAUACCAGCUGAGCCCAUGUCAAAGCCUUCUCCCUUUUCUUCUUUGGAGGUGUGGACUUGGAGUGGGAUCUUUUUGGCGUCAUUUGUUGGUGCACUUCUCUAUCCAACAGCGCUGGGAACAAGUGCUAGAACAUGCUUACCCUUUCUACUUUCAUCUACUGUAUUAGGCUACUUAGUUGGGUCAGGGCUUCCAUUGGCUGUAAAGAAGGUUUUCCAUCCGAUUAUCUGCUGUGCAGUCUCAGCAGAUCUUGCAGCAAUUGCUUUUGGAUAUCUUUCUCGGUCUGGACUUGAUCCAGUUCUUGGGGAUUAUCUUACAAAGGCCGCAUCUAAUCCUGGAGCUGGUGACAUUCUCAUGGGAUUUUUGGGAUCAGUCAUUAUCUCCUUUGCCUUCUCAAUGUUCAAGCAGAGAAAGCUUGUUAAACGGCAUGCUGCUGAGAUUUUCAGCUCUGUCAUUAUAGCAACGCUAUUUUCGCUAUAUUCUACCGCUCUCAUUGGACGGCUGAUUGGGUUGGAGCCAAAUUUAACUGUAUCAAUCCUACCACGAUGCAUAACUGUCGCACUAGCUCUCAGCAUUGUUUCUUUCUUUGAAGGUGCGAAUUCAUCUCUCACAGCAGCUGUUGUUGUACUAACUGGUUUGGUGGGAGCAAAUUUUGUUCAGGCAGUGCUGGAUAAACUUGGCUUCAAUGAUCCGAUUGCUCGAGGAAUUGCAACUGCGUCAAGUGCUCAUGGGCUCGGAACAGCAGCUUUGUCAGCAAAGGAACCUGAAGCGCUUCCAUUCUGUGCUAUUGCAUAUGCCCUCACUGGUAUAUUUGGUUCCCUUGUGUGCUCUGUUCCCGCAGUAAGACAGAGCCUACUGGCAAUUGUCGGUUGAACUGGCAGUCUUCACAUCCAUCUUUUCUUCAUACCAAUUCGAUUAUUCUUUUCGGAUGAUGCCAGCAAAAUCAUCUCAGCUAAGGUUCACAAGGUAAUCAAUGACGCGCUGUUUCUUGACAAUGUUGAAAGGGAAGAUGUAUGAUGGUGUUUAUAAAGUUUUCAUUGUUUUUGGAUCAUUCAAUGAUUAGGAACUUUCCUGUCUAUCUAUCUUUGGGUUUACUUAGGAUCUGUAUAGAGGUAAAUAUCCACCCCACCUUUGUAUUUUUGUUUUCUCUUGUAAAUUGGCAUGAAUUGCUGCUUCUAUCGUGAAAGUAAGCACAUCUGAAAUAACAUGAAACCCAUGUGCAUUUGUGAUCUUAA
Molecule: messenger RNA, 1994 nt
Organism: Nicotiana tabacum (common tobacco)
Lineage: Eukaryota; Viridiplantae; Streptophyta; Magnoliopsida; Solanales; Solanaceae
Product: plastidal glycolate/glycerate translocator 1, chloroplastic
Source: RefSeq, a predicted model, not a curated record